This is a messenger RNA of Ambispora gerdemannii, 1266 nucleotides long. The record is from the annotation of a GenBank genome assembly. NCBI's taxonomy places the organism in Eukaryota, Fungi, Glomeromycota, Glomeromycetes, Archaeosporales, Ambisporaceae.
AAUCUUUCUCAAACUCCAGCCAAUCAAAAUCCUGCACCAAUUCCAGCACAAAAUACAUCACCAGUACCGAUUUCUGAAGGCGAUCUUAUAUCAUUUGACGAAAAUCCACCGACGCACCAACCAACCCAGCCGAGAGAGGCAAGCGCACCGGCACUCGACCUUUUAAUUGAUUUAACGAUAGAUGAAUUAAUUAAAAGGCUAUCAAAAACAAGUAAUAAUGUGGAACAUCGAAGCUCUGCUUCUUCAGAAUAUGACACAGCUGAUGAAGAAUCUAACGUCUAUUUUGAAAAAAAUAAUGAUCCUUAUAUUAAUAGAAUAACAGAAACUGAAAAAUUUAAUGAAGGUGAGGUAUGUGAUUAUUAUGCAUUUGUACCAAAAGAAUACUAUGCUGAAAAUGAGCCUUUAGGUUUCUUUGAAUCAAUCGAAGAAAAAAUUGCUGAUGUAUAUAAAAGAGAAUUGGGUUUAAAGAGUGGAUUAAAGGUAAGAAUUAUGUUAAAUGCAAAAAUGAAGAAAAUAAAACCAGAAACCCAAGAACCUAAAUAUAAAACUUUUCCGUUCAAGCAUGAAACUAUAGAAAUUAUAAGAAAAGAUCGAAUUGGAACUGUUAUAGAAAAAGGAUAUAAUGAAAUUAUAGAUCAGAUUGAGGAUGAAGCAAUACAAGAAUCAGGUUGGUUAUUUGUUCAAGCAGAAGAGGUAUCUCUCGAGAUAAGCGCAUUCAGGCCACUAUGUGGUAGUAACUAUUUACCUUUAUCAGAAGCUUUGGAUAAACCUCAACUAGGAUUAAUUAAUCCGCAAAAUAAUGAUGAUAAUGAGUGUUUUAAGUGGUGUAUUAGUGCAUAUCAUACAAGAGAGGAAGCAUUAAAAGCAAAUAAAAAACCUCCUCAUCUUAAUGAAAUCCGAAGACUUAGACGAAAUGGAAAUAUAGCAAAUUUUGAAGGUAUAAAAUUUCCGGCAACACUCCAUGAUAUAGAUAAAUUCGAAGAAAACAAUCCUAAUUAUGCUAUAAAUAUAUUUAGACCGGUGUAUAAAGAAGUGUUCAGAAAAAUAAAAGUAGAUAUAGAUCCAUUACAUAUCUCUGAAAGAAAUUAUCAAGUAGAGCAUAUGAUAGAUUUAUUAUAUUUAACAGAAGGUGAAGAGAAUUUAAAUGACCGAAAAAAUACAAAUGAUAUACCAGAAGGAUUAAAAACGCAUUACGUAUUUAUAACAGAUUUUACUCGAUUAAUGCAUAAGUGGAAUAACCAUCAUGGAAAAAAAUACUUUUGCUGA